This is a messenger RNA of Aquila chrysaetos chrysaetos, 1469 nucleotides long. Its product is annotated as methyltransferase-like protein 7A. The transcript has 2 exons. The record is from RefSeq and is a predicted model, not a curated record. Bases 713 to 1444 code for a protein of 243 amino acids. NCBI's taxonomy places the organism in Eukaryota, Metazoa, Chordata, Aves, Accipitriformes, Accipitridae. Gene Ontology annotation, molecular function: S-adenosylmethionine-dependent methyltransferase activity.
AGUUCCUAGGCUUUGUGGACAGGGAUAUGUCCUAUACACGCCUCUGCAAAGCACACGGGCUGUCUGUCCUUCUAUCAUAAUAACCAGGUGACGGUAUAUCUUUGCUACAACAGACACCACGCAAGCCAACUGAAGGUAAACAAAGUUUAGUAGCUGGAAUGACCCUGUAAUUUAAACGGGUUGUUACAUGGGGGUAGCCAGAGAGAUGGUUGUGGUCUAAAAGACUUCUCCUACACCAUGGGUGCAACCCUGCUCUUACACAAGGUCUGUAUCGCCUCUCAGACGAGCUGGUACCUAAACCUGCGGUAUCACGGGAGGGAUCCCAGCCGGUCGGUCAGAGGCAUGAUGAUACAGCACUCCACAAAACAGAUAAGCAAAAUACUCGUGUGAGGUUUGGAACAGUCGUUUCUCCCAGAUAAGGGGCUUGAAGCAAGGCAGGAUCCGAGCUUCGGGAUUCAAUCCAGUUAAACGUUUACGUACAGGCAACCAAUUCAAACCAACGUGCUCCUGCUCCCCCCUCCCUGUCCAGGGCUUCCCUGCAGCUCCGCGCAACCGCACCGCUGCCGCUUUAAGAGGACGGUUGGCGCCCGGCCGGACAGACGCCGGACAGACUGACGGACAUACACAUCCGGUUCAGAGGCGGCCCCGGCAGCAGCGAGGGUUGCAGACCGAGCAGGGUGUGCACGUCGCCUGACACCGGUCGCCUCCGGGGAUGGUGCUCAUUCCCUCUCUCCAGCGAUGCGUUCAGCUCCUCCUCUUGCCCCUCCAUGUUCUCGCAUGCCUGGGCUUCUGGGACUCCUUCUAUAAGAAAGUCUUCCCAUAUGUCAUGGCGAAGGUGGCACCCAUCUACAACCACAAGGUCUACAAGCAGAAACAAGAGCUGUUCAGCAACUUAAGAAAAUUUGCCGGCCCUUCGGGCCAGCUCAUGUUGCUGGAAAUUGGCACGGGCACUGGCACUAAUUUCCAGUUCUACCCACCGGGCUGUCGGCUGACGUGCACCGACCCUAAUCCCAAUUUCAGAAAGUUCCUCCUCAAGAGCCUCUCGGAGAACCAGCACCUUAAGCUUGAACGUUUGGUGGUUGCUUCUGGCGAGGAUCUGCAUCAAAUUCCAGACGGCACCAUGGACGUGGUGGUGUGCACCUUAGUGCUGUGCUCUGUGACCAACAUCAAGAAAGUCCUGAUGGAGGUUUUGCGAGUGCUCAGGCUGGGUGGAGCUUUCUACUUCUUGGAGCAUGUGGCUGCAGAUCAUUCCAGUUGGACCUACUUUUGGCAAAAGGUCUGCGACCCAGCCUGGAAGUAUUUUGGAGAUGGGUGUUCCUUGAGCAGAGAGACAGAGAAGGAGCUGGAGAAAACUAAUUUCUCAGAACUGAAUUUGAGGCGCAUUCAUGUCACGCCUUACUGGAUUCCUAGUAGUCCUCAUAUCAUUGGGUAUGCAGUAAAAUAAAUGACCAUAAGCACUGCGGGACACA